Messenger RNA from Paecilomyces variotii, 9383 nucleotides. RefSeq lists its product as hypothetical. The transcript is spliced from 4 exons. Lineage: Eukaryota; Fungi; Ascomycota; Eurotiomycetes; Eurotiales; Thermoascaceae. The coding region runs from base 134 to 9280 and encodes 3048 amino acids. The record is from RefSeq and is a predicted model, not a curated record.
AAAGCUCCCUCAGAGUGAUGACUACGACGCCAGCUGCGAGCUCAUCCUUCUUGACUCUGUGAUAAAUUCCCUACAAAAGUUCAGGGCCCUCGUGCCCAACCAGCAUCGCCAGGUGCUGGGCCCAGUCAUCACAAUGGUCGCUCGCCUGAGAGAAAUUCGCGGAUCCCAUGGUGACGUGAGCGAAGGAAAACUCAAGGAGGCUUUGCAAAAGCUAGAUACUGAAGGAGGCGUAUUGCCCGUUCAUGUUCGCUGUCAGAACGCCGCUGUCCUAAUGACGAGGAACGACAACGCAAUACAUGUGGAGGCAUUCGAGCUGUCUCCUCAAAACGAAGCUGUCAAUUCGACAGUGGGUCGCCUCCAGCGUCAGUUUCCUGGGCCGUCUUUUAUGUUGGACCGGGCCACAUUCAAUGCUCCGGGUCUGCAGAAUACCAUCGCACAGACACUCGCAACAAUGAGCCAUCAGUCCGUCGCUGGAACCAAGCCGAAGGUGAAGAAAGCUCGCCAAAAACACGAUGAAGAUAGGGAUACAACCGAUCCGAAGAUGGUGACAGAAUUCUUAGCGGCCUUCUUGCGUCCCUGCGCCGCCAUGUUCGACGGUCUGCAAAUCCAUAAGAAUACCCGUGAAGAGGUGCUGUGGCUCGAUAGCCGAUUUCCCUGGCGACGAUCCCCUUUGUGGCUCCUUGUCCGUGUGGCCCUUCAGGUGAUUCUUCGAAGGCUCUGUCGUCGCGAUGGGAUAUCUGAUGAUAUUUACAAGCACUACAUGGUGUACUACAUGAGUUCGGUUCUAAACGACUGCCUCAAGAAGACCAUGUCCGAUGAACAGCUUUAUCUUAUGAAUGCCAAAAUUGCCCGUCGGCUACAUAAGCUUGACUUGUCACACCUUCCUGCAUGGUUUCCGUUCGUUAAGAAUGCCCUUCAAGAAGUGAACGCUUCUAUCUUGAAAAGCUGGCGCGGCAUCAUGGCCCAGAGCGGUCCUCGACAUGACAAGGAUCGUCUGGCGAAAUUGAACUUUGGCAAGGAUAUUUACUGUUCACUGCCUGACCUUGAUAAGUGGCUUGAAGCUCUCGAUAAACGAGAACACUGCUCAAGCUCGGCUGAUUUCCAACCACGUACGGGACUCUUGGAAUUUGAAAAAACAGAGCUUCCAUUGUGUUUGAAGACCAGCGACCCUGACUACAAGCUCCUGAAUCUUGCAGCCUUUGAAGAUUGGGUUCGGUUCAAUCUUGACACUUGGCUCGAGGUACACCUCAGCGGCGAAGACACUUGCCAGCAGUUGGGCAAUCUGAUUAAGCAUUAUUAUAGUGUUGCAUCCCCACUUUACUCCCGUAACCCAGAAGCCAUAUCAGUUAUGCUCCUUACUAUCCUCGAAUUGUGGAUCGCUUGCGACAAAUCGGCAUUUAAUAUUCACCCACUACUUGGUGAUUAUGACAACUGCAUCCCGAUGGACAUGUUUGAGUCGCUUGUUUUGCCCUACCGAUCGCAGAUGGAGAGACUGGCUCGUGCAGAGGACUAUAUGAAUCAACGUCGACAGCGUCUUCGCUUUCCUGAGUCUUUCAUUUUUCAAGACUUUGGCACUCGGUCCGAAAUUGAAGACCUUGCCAGGUCUGAGAGGACGCAGAAACGACUUGAGCUGGGCAAAAAACAUCAAAGAUACAGGGAACUGUACGCACUCGCCGAUCAGCUGGAAUGCACGUAUUAUAAAGUCAUCCCUGACCCGCGCUUUGAUCUUACAGAAUCGCGCCACUGCCCUAACUGUCAACGAUGUGCGUACAAGACUGAAGCAGAAUCGAUCAAAAUAAAUAUCCAUGAAUGGCCCUUACCUACAAAUCCUUUGCAUGCAAAAACCACGGUGUUUGAGCUGAAUGUCCCUCGGCCUUUUGCAUCCUGGCGUGACACCACAAUAUUCUUCUUGCUCACCGUUUUGCGACUCGCUUAUUUUCCCAAGGAGCAACCGAGAGCCAGGAACCAACUGCAAACAUACAGUGGCCUCUCACCUUUUUUCACGCCUACUAAUAAUUCCCAGAGAGUUGGCCUUCUCUCGCAGGAUAAGCCUCACGAAACCACACAUAGACGGAGCAAGAGCAUUAUUGAUGUGACCGAGAAAGAUGUUUGCCUAGAGAACGGGUUGAAUUUCUGUUACUUCGAUCAGGAGACCAAUUGCUUUGUCACUCGCUUCAAGACCACGGAUGAAACUGCAUCCUCGUGCACUUACAAAGUGCCCCGAUCCAGCUCAACCCUGCAAAAGUUCCUAUUUCGACCAGCUUAUAGCAGAAACGGACCCUCACCUAACACUGUCAUUGCGUCACAGGACAUUUGCCCGCAUGACAUGUCACUAGAGGAGUAUAAGGCUCUUUGUUCAAUGCCACUUGGUGUGGAGAUUCAGUGGCAAAAUAUCUUACGGCAGUUGGCCAUGCCGUCUGUGGUAUUCAAAAAAGUCGAGACUUGCAUCUUCAUACUGCAGAUCAUCCGCCAAGCUGGGCCGCCAACCAAGGACUCGGUUCUGCGAGCAGGGCACGUUAUCUUAGACGAUGAUCUGUUCGCAACUGUACUGCUGGCCGAAAUCGCCAACGCGGCAGGUAGAAUCGAAGAGAACUGGGAGUCAGCGCAGGAGCUCAGCGCACUGAUCUUUCUCACACAGAGGGUUCUGUCCGUUUCGACUUCUACCCGGGUUCGAGAUCUAUGCCUGGCGCAGCUCUCAACUCUCCGUACUACCAGCUUCAAGUGGGCCACACUUGUCAGGGAGCAAGCCAGUUAUUCGGACACCGACGCGCAUCGAAAUGAUCUGAUUGCACGGAGCACUUCUCUAGCAUUGAUCUGUGCCAGCACCUUUGACAUCGAAAGUCCUGUUUUGGAGAAAGUCCUAGAGAUUGAGCGGAACGCCUCAGUUUGGAUUCAAUGUUGUAUGAUGAUCCACGACAGAAAAGGCCUUCUCGACAUGACACCCGGUUGCUUGCUUCAAAUUCUAUACUACCGUUGGCAAAUCGUCUCUUAUCGCUCCUACCGUGUCCUGGCAUUCAACGUGGUCCAUAAAAAGAAACUGGCGAUUGACCUUGCUAUCAAGGAGGCUUGGGCCGCGUACCAUUCAGAUUCCCCUUGGUCAGUUGCUCCUGGAGGCGGUAAUCACUGGCUAGUAACCGGUGAUCGCAGCCUGCUUGUCCAUUUCAAUCUGCUGACAGCUGAACUGCUCAUCAACGGCCGACCGUUGGCUCGUCUGCCCUCAGAAUACGAGAGCCACAAGACAUACAGAACUUUAUUUGGACAGUCUCCUGUUGAUGUAAUGCCCAGUGAGCUCCCGGGAAUGCAGUUCUCCGUCCAGAGAAAGCAUAUGGGCCAAACCAUACAUCUGGGAAAGAAAUCCAUGACUGGCUCGCAGAAUUUUGACAUCUGCGUUCGGGCAUUUAGCAAGGAACACCGGGUCCGAGAAUUUGUACCGGCCAGACUUCUCACUGGUGCCUUUCCAGAUGCCUUUGUUGAGGAUUAUGCGCACUGGUAUGAUCUUGACGGCGGGUACGUGGAGUUUUGCCCAGUGAAAGACCCCUGGCAGGCGUCAAGCGCCCACUGGCGCUUGCAACGAAAACACCCCGGACAAAACGGCUGGUGCCUUGUGAAAGGCGAGAUUUAUUUGGUUAACAUCAAGAGCCAGACGGCUGGGUCGCUUUUUAGCAUCUUACAACCCAUCGAAAGAGCCUCGAGACUGUAUUACAAGUUCCACACCUCAUCGUCCGCGUUAGAAAUCGACAUCCCCCGCCUCAGGUUGAGCUUCAGUCUCCAGUCAGGGCAUUCAUCGAUUCGAUCUCGCCAAUAUCGGGGCAUGAAGAUUGAUCCGGAUCAGUCACUGGGUACUCUGGUCGGCUUGCGCAGUAAACUCAUCCUUCUCCAUGAGAACGACCACAGCCGAAAGGUUCUCAUCCCAGAUGGCGCUGUAACAUGGGUAAAGGAUGGAGGACAUGUUGGUGUGAACAUUGGCUGGCAGGCUGUCUCUAAACUCCAUGUUUAUUCGGUGGAUAACCAACUUGGUCGCUUGGUUGACAACGGGAGUUUGCAAAGCAAGCUCAUGCUAUGCUACUUACAUGCUGUCACAUCCUUCUGCGUUCCCGAUGUAUUGACCAAGAAGACGGGUACUGAACAGUCUCUGUCUAUCCUUCGAUCAGCAUCGAUGCGGUCUUUCAACCAACUGACGCCGGAAAACAUUUCGAUUCUGGUUGAGCUUGCACGCCUGACCCCUGUGAGAAAGUACUAUCCGGCCAAUGAACGCGUGAUGCAAAGCGUUAAGUGGCAGAACCUGGGCUGUUUGGUGCACCAUGAUGACUUUCGUGAGCAGGUCCAGGCAAUAAUCGACCAGGACAGCCGGAUGAGGAUGUUCCACCCGCACUCCCAGUGGAAUCAACCCAUUCUGCCGGUUUCCGAUAAGAUUCUCCUGCAGCGUGAUCGGAUUAGAUCAUCGUCAUUCCGUACGUCUGGCUUCGGAGCCGAGGGCCAUACAUCCACCUUUGAUGAUCCAUAUACAGAACGUGGUCGAAACCACCAAUCAGAAGGAUUCUCCCGUGUGUUUACCUUGUGCAAAACCAUCCACGAGGGGACUCUGCAUUCAGCUCGAACAAUAACCGAUCAGGACCUGCUCUCGGAUAUCUGGUGCUUUCUCUGUCUGCCAGAAGCGGUUCAUGGUCCCGCCAUGGUGGUCGAGAAGGCGAAGGUCAAAUAUGACGCAACCUGGUUGUUAGAUCCAGUCGACUUUGUCUCGGCUCAUUGGUGCGGCAUUCAUCAGUUACUUGGCUCUGGAACUACUCGACCAAAUAAACACCAGGUGAUGAUCUGGCUCUCGGCAUUGGCGUUUUCCGAUAAAAUUCCAAUGGCUGUUUUGGAAACGUUUGCCGCCUUCUAUGUUAUACCGACCAUGGCCGCCUAUAGGCCGCCAUCCAGGCCCUCGUUUCAGCUAACCAAAGGGUAUGAACUGAACAAAAAUGUGCUCAAGUCCCAGAUACAGUCAGUCAUGCGCGAUCAGACGCCAGAGUCAUCAGAGCUUCCCAACCCUGGGGAGACGUAUCGCGCAUUCAAGUCGCGCAUAAAAUGUAAGGAACUUAGAAAUAGGGAACAGGCGCUCAACAAUUUUAUCGCGGGCUUGUGCACCCAAUGGCCAACGUCAACGCCCUCAGCUCCCAAUAGUCAAGGAAGUCCCAGAUUCGAGGAUUAUUACAAUUCACAGAAAGCCAUGGCCAUCGUACGCCAAAGCUUCUCGGAAUGGUAUGAUAAUGGAGAACUCCGAGGGUAUCUGACGAGGGUCGCUUCUGUGUUAUCUGGUCAACCUCUACAAAUUGUGGCCGUGCCCUCGCCGCCGUUUUCUACUCCAGCUCAACCUUCCCUGCGAAAACGCAGAUUUAUUUCAAUUGACAACGUGCUCGAUCAGUCUCUUGGCGCACCACCAGUGCUAGCGACAGAGUCGCCAGGCCUAGGGGACCUAUUGUAUGCUAGUCCCACAUCCGCGGAGCCCGCCCUACGUGUUCUACCACUGGUCAUGGCGUUGGGAUUGCAAGCAAGUUCCGAUUAUGAAAGCCAGUAUGUCGAAAAGCUCCGGGACAGCACCAAGUCACUGCAGGAACAAAGGCAUGCGGAUCAGAUUACCUUGCAUAGAUACGAGCUGGAAAAUGUCACCUGCGACUAUCUUCUGCGCUGUGAGACGCACUCCAGGGAGAUAUAUGACGCUAUACUUGCGAGAAUGACGCUUUCUAGUCCGGACCAAGAAAGCCUGGUUCAUCAUGCCACUUUGAAGAUAUUAACAAAUAUCAACAUGGCUCCGAGAUUUUCACCAGAACUCUUCCUCCAACAACUAACGCGAAAGAGGUGGAGUCAACUGCCCAUGGGAUGGAAAGCCUGCUUUGUCACCUAUGGGCUUUCUAUCACGGCCCUUCAGCGAGCAAAGCGGCUGGUUAGCUUGGUCGACCAUCGAGAAGAACUGGUCCGGGAGAUCCAGAACCCUGGUCACUCUAACUGGGAUCCAUACGAAUUCCCGGAGUCGCUAUUGCUAGAGAUUGAGAAUGGACUCCUGAUCAGGGACGUCCAGGAGCAAAUUGCCCGGCAGAUGCGGAACAUCCAGCCAAGGCAAAACGCCGUGAUGCAACUCAACAUGGGCGAGGGCAAGUCAUCGGUCAUUGUUCCUAUCGUAGCAGCCGCGCUUGCGGAUGGGUCGUGUCUGGUCCGUGUGCUUGUAGCAAAGCCACAAUCUCGCCAGAUGCUUCAAAUGCUAGUUUCCAAGCUUGGUGGACUGCUGGGACGCCGGGUAUACCACCUGCCUGUAUCACGCUCGCUCAGAAUAAGUGAGAGAGAAGCAUCAGAAAUGGAGCACAUGUGUUUGGAAUGCAUGGAAGAUGGGGGUGUUUUGCUGGUCCAGCCUGAACACAUCCUGUCAUUGAAGCUCAUGUGCCUCGAGUGCUUUGUCACCGGGAGAGAAGCAGUUGGCCGCUGUCUGCUGAGAACUCUUGAACUCUUUCGGACAUCCUCGCGCGAUGUGGUCGAUGAAAGUGAUGAAAACUUCAGUGUCAAGUUUGAGUUGAUCUAUACCAUGGGUUCUCAACGCGCCUUAGAGCUCAGUCCGCAAAGAUGGACCCUGAUCCAACAGCUACUUGGUUUAGUGCGAAGGUAUGCCCCAGCUCUCAAAUCCAAAUUCCCUCAAUCAAUUGAGAUUUAUGAGCAACGACCGGGGAGCUUCCCUCGAAUACGACUACUCCACAAAAAGGCGGCGCUUGAACUUUUCAAACUGGUUGCCGACCACAUAUGCAACAACGGCAUUGACUCGUUGCCUAUAUCCAGGCAGCCAGAGGCCACGAGAAGGGCCAUUCUCUCCUACUUUCUCAAUCUCGAUCUAUCAGCCCAGGAGAUUGCUGCGGUUGAAGAUGACAGCGCGACUAGUUUUUGGACCGCCAGCACCAAGGAUCCCCUUCUUCUGUUAAGGGGCCUCCUUGCUUGUGGCGUUCUAGAUUACUGCCUCAGCCAGAAACGAUGGAGGGUUAACUAUGGGCCUGAUAACUCCAGAAACCCUCCGACAAGACUUUCUGUUCCAUACCGCGCUAAGGACAACCCAGCGCCACAGUCUGAAUUCAGCCAUCCUGAUGUUGUUGUCGUAUUGACAUGCCUCAGCUACUACUACGCUGGUCUCAGCGAUGACGACCUAGUUGCAGCCUUUCACCAUUUACUCAAAUCCGACCAGGCCGACACAGAGUACCAAGCAUGGAUAGAUGAUGCACCAGAUCUGUCGUACGCAUACCGCCAGUUGGGCGGGAUAAAUCUCCAAGACCGACAUCACUGUAUCGAACAUGUUUUCCCGAACCUGCAGUUUUCCAAGGGAGCCAUUGACUAUUUCCUCUCUCAUCUUGUUUUUCCCAAGGAGAUGAAAGAGUUCCCAAACAAGCUAUCCGCGUCGGGCUGGGAUAUUGGCGAGAUCAAAAGACAUCCAACUGCAGGCUUCAGUGGAACGAACGAUUCCCGGGUCACGCUUCCCUUAAGUGUAACACAACUCGACCUCCCCGAGCAGAUUCACACCAAUGCUCUGGUGCUCGAAUACCUCCUCCGGCCGGAGAACUCAAUUGUCCAUAUCCCAGUGCGCAAUUCAAGACUGGCCAAAUCAGACGCGGAGGCCCUGCUCGACCUGGUUGUGAGUUUGGAUCCACCCACGCAGGUUGUUCUUGACGUGGGCGCCCAGAUUCUGGAACUGACCAACCUGGAAGUUGCUAAGACCUGGUUGAGAAUGGUCCCUGACGAGGGACGGGCGCAAGCCGUCGUUUAUGUCAGUGACGGCGACGAGAUCUGUGUUGUUGACCGGACCGGGCUUGUCGAACCACUACAAAUCUCACCAUUUGCAAAGCAGCUGGGGGCGUGCCUUGUCUUCCUAGACGAGGCCCAUACAAGAGGUAUUGACUUGAAACUGCCUCAGCACUACAGAGCUGCUGUAACGCUUGGAGCUGGUAUAACAAAAGAUAAGCUGGUGCAAGCAUGCAUGAGAAUGAGGAAAUUGGGAAAAGGGCAGUCUGUUGUCUUCUGCGUCCCUGAGGAGAUAAGGUCAAAGAUCCUCUCCAUCAUUGGGAAGCCCAGUGGGUAUGACAUCGACGUAUCGGAAGUGCUCCGCUGGGCGGUCUCGGAGACGUGGGCCGACAUGCAACGUAGUAUACCGUUGUGGGCGAUUCAGGGAGAACGUUUUGAGCGCCAAAACAAUCUCUGGAGCAAGGCUCGCCGUGGUGGUGAGAUUCAGAUGUCCAAAAACCAAGCGGAGGAAUUCCUCGAGCAGGAAUCUCAAUCUCUCGAGCAGCGAUAUCGGCCCUGUCCUGACAACAACGCACCGCCUUUUAUCACAUCCGAUAACGACGACAACGACAACAUCCGCCUUAUCUUGGAGAGGUGUCGCGAGUUUGAGAACAUAAACUUCAAAUCUACACAACUCCAAGAAGAACAGGAAAGACAACUCGCGCCGGAAGUCGAGCAGGAGCGACAAGUCCAACGGCCACCUUCAGCCACACCUGAGGAUCAUUCUGUUCACCCAGACUUGCGUCGUUUUGUGACAACUGGAAUACUAAAGGAUGGAUCAAACGCAGUCAUGCCCGCCUUCCAGGGGCUAGAUAAUACAUCGGCGGCAAAGCACUUGAAUGUGUCUGAGUUCCCCCCCGGCCUCCUUGUCACCAGUGAUUUCGCUAGAACCGUUAAGGUGCCCAAGUUGCCGUCAUCGACCAUGGACGGCUACCAACGCCCCGUCCAAUGGGUCAUCACGGGUACCGCCCAUUCUUUCGCCGGACGGAACAGAAAAAUCGUGAAGCACAUGAUAGUCAUAAGCCCUUAUGAAGCGAACGAACUCCUCUCCGCGAUCCUGAAGUCCAAGAAGGUCACGAUGCACAUAUACGCGCCGCGCCAGAACCGAAUCUUCUCAGCCCUCGACAACCUCGGCCUCUAUCCCAUACCGCGGGCGGAUUCUGUUGUUUUUGACAUUCCAACCGCUCUCAGAAUCCAGCUAAAUCUAUUCGCGGGUCAACUCUAUAUCUCCUCUUUCGACGAGUAUCGUGAGAUAUGCGAGUUUCUUGGAGUCGCAUACUACGCUGCACCAGAGGGUCUGACCGUGGCCGCGGACGGGUUCAUAGUCGCACCUGACAGAGCAAUUUUCACAAAAAGUCCACUUAAGUUCUUGAAGGUCCUCAUGUCACAAAUUAGAAAGGAUGGGCAGGAAAUUGAUAAAACACACAUUGGGAAACUGUUGGAUGGGAAGUUGUUGACCAUGGAUGAUUUUGAAGAUGGAGAUAAUUAGAGGAGGUCUCAGUUGUGUCUCCGCCACAUAUUUUAUGAUAGCUUUGAGUACUACUCAGGUUCUUUGUCUAAUUCACAUAUUCUACAAUAUAUUGCUGGACCAU